This is a messenger RNA of Penaeus indicus, 1815 nucleotides long. RefSeq names its product serine protease 55-like. Gene Ontology annotation, biological process: proteolysis. The record is from RefSeq and is a predicted model, not a curated record. The transcript has 8 exons. NCBI's taxonomy places the organism in Eukaryota, Metazoa, Arthropoda, Malacostraca, Decapoda, Penaeidae. Gene Ontology annotation, molecular function: serine-type endopeptidase activity. Bases 718 to 1716 code for a protein of 332 amino acids.
UUCCGAAGGGGAGGGGGGGAGCUUACAGGUAAUCGCCCAAAGCCAAUAAUUCUCCUCCCACGUGCCCACCUGUGCGCCGUAACCAUAUUUCUUGUUGCUUUAGUUAUCCCGAACGUCAGCCUAUCAGAGGAAACCAACACAGCUGCGCCAAACACCUCGGCUUCCGUGACGUAUGAUGACGUGGCUGAUGACGUCACGCCUGAUGAUGUCCGAAUAGCUGCACGGAUUCACGAAAAUGAACAACUUUGGUGGAAUAUUGUGAAUAACACGGCCUAUGGAGAUGAAAGAAAACUUGAUGAUGGGGAUGAAGACGAAGAUGAGGAUGAAAUACCCAAGCCAAAGGCGAAGCUUCUGAAACUGAAGGCGAAAGUGAAACGGGGCAAAGGUUCAAAUGCAAAACCUAAAAAUGUGGACAAAAAAUGUGAUUGUGGGACGUUUUCCUAUACUUCAAAUAGAAUUAUUAAUGGAAAAGAAGCUACGAUAAACGAAUUUCCUUUCCAGGUCUCGAUCCAGACAAAGCCUUCUGGGUCCCAUUUUUGUGGAGGCUCAAUCAUCAGCAAUAAUUACGUCCUCACAGCUGCUCACUGCACGGACGGAUUAAAAGCCAGUGAUAUCCAAGUGUCAAUUGGCGAUCACGACCUGAGAGUGAAGGAGAAAACGGAGAAAGUGAUCGACGUUAAGACCAUAAAGCAACAUGGAAACUACGCCUCAAUAAACAUGAACAACGACAUAUCUCUCCUGAAGCUCUCCGAAACGCUGACUUUCUCGGAAGCGGUCAGGCCAGUGUGCUUGACCCCGAAUGACCUGGUAUUCUUCAACGAAAAGGUCACCAUCAUAGGCUGGGGCAAAAAGCACGAGAAAGACAACUAUGGGACCUCCAUCUUGAACAAAGCCGAGGUCAGAGUGAUCCCGAUGAAAAGCUGCCGCAAUGACUACAAAUUUUCGCCUCAAAUGAUAACAUCGAGAAUGUUCUGCGCCGCGGGGAAAAUCACUGAUGGUUGCCAGGGUGACUCCGGGGGCCCAUUAGUGUGGCAAGACGGAGAGACCAACUCGUACGUGCAAAUUGGCGUGACCAGCUGGGGCAUCGGCUGCGGGAGACAGGACUAUCCAGGUGUCUACGUGAAACUAAUUAAAUUUCUUCAGUGGAUCUACGACCAUACGAAGGAUUCCGUUUUCUGUUCGUCCUUUUCGCCUACCCCGGACGUUGAAAUUUCUUCGAAAGGGAAGAAGAAGAAAAAGGAUAAGAAAGAGGGAAAAACGAACAGGAAGAGUGGAAAUCCUUUUGGAAAGAGGAGAAGGAGGAAGAAGUGGAAUAAUUGGUGGGGGAGGAGAAAAGAGAAUGGGGGUGAAGGAAGGGUAAACAAGAGGAGAAGGAAAAAUGGACAGGAAGAUAGUAGAGAAGAAGAGAACGAAAAAGGGAACAGAAGGAGGGGAGGAAAAGAAGCGAAAGGAAGAAGAGGAAAACUGAGAAGGAGACAGAAAAACGGAAACAAGAUUCAGGAUGAUAACGAAAACGAUUCCAAAGAAAAUGGAGAAAAUAGUAGGGGAAACUUCCAUAGAAACCGAGGACCUACUCUAGAAAGUAAAAAAAGAAAUAAACGAAAAAGCAGAAAUGGAAGAACAAUACACAGUAAAGAACCAAAUAACUUUAACGGAAGGAUAAGAUCAGGUUCAUUCAAGAACAGUUUGCAGAAUGGAAAAUUAUUCGUAGGAUGAAAUCAGUGACAUUACUUAUUACUUAUUUCAUUCUUCAGAUUUACCAUCAUUAAUCAAACUAUAUUCGUAUAUGAAUGAAUAAAAUCAUCAGAAAAGAUA